GUCAAGAUUUUUGCGGGAAUUCUAUAGAGCACACGUGAGAAUGUUUUUCCUCGAAGUUUACACUUCCUGACACGUUUAUUAAAAGAACUAAACUCGAACUUUGCUAUAUUUUUUUUAUUAAAUACUGUAUAUAUAAAAUUAUGCUAUUUUUUAACAUUAAACUAAAGAUUUAAACUAAGUUUAGUGACUAUAUACAAAUUUCUAAUCGGGCUCUCUUAAUAAACUAGUAUAUUAUUUUCAAAGUUUGCUGUUAUUACGAAUAAGUAAGCGUAUCACGGUUAGAAAUUAAUUGAUAGAAAUGUCUAAGCCGGCUGCAAUAUGUCGACUGGAUGAAUGUGUUGUUAAUCGGAUUGCUGCGGGGGAAGUUAUCCAACGUCCUUCAAAUGCACUUAAAGAAAUGCUAGAAAAUAGUAUUGAUGCUAAAGCUACUUCAAUACAAGUAAUAGUGAAAUCUGGAGGUAUGAAGCUAUUGCAAAUACAGGACAAUGGUACUGGAAUUAGGAAAGAAGAUUUGGAUAUUGUUUGCCAACGAUUUACUACCAGUAAAUUACAAAAAUUUGAAGAUUUGUCUGCCAUUGCGACUUAUGGUUUUCGAGGAGAAGCGUUAGCCAGUAUUAGCCAUGUUGCUCAUGUUACAAUUAUCACUAAAACUGCUGAUUCAAAAUGUGCAUAUAAAGUUUCAUAUUGUGAUGGAAAACCAAAAUCAGUACCAAAAGCUUGUGCAGGAAAUCAGGGAACACAAAUUGUUGUAGAAGACUUAUUUUAUAAUAUGAUAACACGUAGAAAAGCAUUAAGAAGUGCUGCAGAAGAACAUUCUAAAAUAACUGAAGUUGUAAGCAGAUAUGCAAUUCAUAAUGCCAAUAUUGGCUUUUCAUUAAAAAAGCAUGGCGAAUCUGGAACAGAUGUUCAUACUCCGUCAGGUUCAACAGUAUUGGAUAACAUUCGUAUUAUUUAUGGAAAUAGUGUUGCAAGAGAAUUGCUAAGUUUUGAAUGUGAAGAUACACAGCUGAAAUUCAAAGUAUCUGGAUAUAUUUCUAAUGCUAAUUAUUCAGUUAAGAAGUGCAUAUUUUUACUUUUUAUAAAUCACAGACUCGUAGAAUGUACUGCAUUGAGAAAAGCUAUUGAAUCCAUUUACAUUGCUUACUUACCAAAGAAUAGUCAUCCAUUUCUUUACAUGGGAUUAGAAAUUUCACCACAAAAUGUCGAUGUCAAUGUUCAUCCUACAAAACACGAAGUUCAUUUUCUUCACGAAGAAGCAAUAAUAGAGAAAAUACAGCAAUCUGUCGAUGCAAAGCUAUUAGGGUCGAAUAAAUCCAGAACAUUUUUAACGCAAGCACUGUUACCCGAAAUUUCUGUAACAGCUUCAACUGUAGUCAAAUCUAAUCAAGAAACUCAAAAAGUAUACGAUCAUCAUUUAGUUAGAACUGACAGUAAAGAGCAAAAAUUGGAUGCUUUUCUUCAACCAAAACCGAAAGUGGCAACAUCGGAACAAACUAUGGAAGCUCCUACUCCAAUGGAGGUUGAAGAACCCGAAAUAGAAACAGAAAAAGAAGAAAAUAGUAAAGAUAAAUUGGAACGUAGAGAAAUUCAAUUAACAAGUGUUCAUAAUUUAAUUAAAGAGGUAGAAGAAAGUUGUCAUAAUGGUAAACAUUUAUUUACAAAUUUACAUUUUCAUUUAAACAGCAUCAGUUUUUUAUUUUAGGCUAUUUGGCCAUUCUAAAAUAUUUUGGAUCUAUUUUGGUGUUAGACAGAUGAAAAAACCUGGAAAACUCCACAUGGCCAGCUUGUUGGUCAGAUGGAAUCCAUGAUUAAGUGUACAGUGGUUACAUUAUUAUAGAAAUGUGUUAUAAUUCUUGUGAUUAUUAAUUAAUCAAAAAUUAAUUUUAAUUAUUAAGAUGUACACAAGAUGGCAAUGUUAUCCAUCUUGUGUACACCUGUAAGCUAAAUACAGUGGACAAUUGGUUAGUGAACAAAUCGGACAACAAACACUUUUGCAAAAGAUUUUUGUUUGGACAAUGAACUCAAGUUCGGAUAACAAACAUCUCACAGAACAAACACAAGAAGAAGCAAUGUAAAAUAACAAAUACCGAUUGAUAUUCAUUUAUCUCCAGGUGACAAUUUGAAACCUUUCGGAGUGCGGGAAACGUUGACAUUGAUGUUCAACUCAAUACUGAUCAAAUAUUAUUCCUCUGAACUUUGAAACUCUUCCUUGUAAUUCCAGCCUUUUAUUUACCUUUGUGAAAGAAAUAAUUUUUUAAUCUUCACAAGACUAUCUAGCACUUGUUAAGUUUUGCAUCAGUUUUUAUUUUUGAAAGGUGAGAGUUUAACUGUCCCAUCAGAUAUUUGUUGACAUUUUAACACCAAAUUUCGAAUUUCAUCCGAGCCUCACAUUCACAUAAUUUUUUUGUGCACUAGUUGAUUUCUGUUCUUUGAAUUUUGUAAGUGCUUUUCUA
Molecule: messenger RNA, 2453 nt
Organism: Centruroides sculpturatus (bark scorpion)
Lineage: Eukaryota; Metazoa; Arthropoda; Arachnida; Scorpiones; Buthidae
Gene: Mlh1
Product: DNA mismatch repair protein Mlh1-like
Exons: 11
Coding region: 299-1702 (467 amino acids)
Biological process (GO): mismatch repair
Cellular component (GO): MutLalpha complex
Molecular function (GO): ATP hydrolysis activity; ATP-dependent DNA damage sensor activity; ATP binding
Source: RefSeq, a predicted model, not a curated record